AUGAAUGGGGACCUGAGCCUUUCUCAGGCUUUGGGCGGACUGCGCAUCGCCAAUCCUGACGAUGCUGCCGAGGCUAUUAACUCAUCUUCGACUUCUCCUCCUGGGCCCGACUCGACGGCUCAGAAUACCUCCAUCUCCGCUUCAACUUCAACAUCCGCCCUCCACUCUACGCCUCAACCGACAACCACAUCCACCACGCCCUCAUCCUACGAUGCAAUCCGCCUCGAUCCUAUAGAUGCCGGUGUUGGAACCUCACUUACCGAUCCUCGUCUUACUCCCUCCGCUCAACCUUCCGACCCUAUCUCCGAUCCAAGCCCCUCCACAAAUCAUCCGCAGCCAUCUCCUCAAACGGAGCCGUCGAGGUCCUCCGUUUACGGCAUGUCCACUGUGCCAGAACCUGGCUCAAACCCUUCAUAUCCUGUGAGAGAGUCCAGCCGACGAGACCCCCAUCGCUUCAACAACUCAAGCCGACCAGUAUCGGGUUUAAUGUCUGGUGGCAGCCCAUUGCCUCCUCGAAGGAGCUCAAGGGGGAUGGGGGUUGGCUAUGCAUCUGACCCUGGCGGGCUACAGCAGAACCAGCCUUACGCAGGUGACGCGCCGGUCCCAAACAGCAGAGAGGACUGGCAGGAGCGUGGAGCGGCCGUCGGGGUCCGCAGAGAGGUUGAUGCAAAUGGACGUACCGUUGUCCGCCAGGUCAAAAAGGGCGUCCGUGACUUUUCCUUCGGGCGAGUUCUUGGCGAGGGCUCCUAUAGUACAGUCUACAUGGCGACAGAUCGCCAAACUCUCAAAGAAUACGCCGUGAAGGUACUCGAAAAGAGACAUAUCAUCAAGGAGAAGAAGAUCAAAUAUGUCAACAUCGAGAAGAACACAUUAAACCGACUUACUGAGCACCCCGGAAUUGUCCGGCUAUACUAUACAUUUCAGGACGAGACAUCGCUCUACUACGUCCUCGAUUUGUGCAAUGGCGGAGAGCUCUUGGGUGUCUUGAAGAAGACAGGCACCUUCGAUGUUGAAUGUACCAGGUUCUAUGGUGCACAAAUUCUCGACGCCAUUGACUACAUGCAUUCUCGGGGUGUCAUCCACCGAGAUCUGAAACCCGAAAACGUUUUGUUGGAUGACCAGAUGCACGUCAAAAUUACGGACUUUGGAACUGCUAAACUGCUCAAAGAUCCACGUGAAGACCCUUCAGCUGCAUCAGCCAGCGGUGCGCCGGAUCCUGGAAAAGACGAUGACAGUCGUGCAGCAUCAUUUGUCGGUACUGCUGAAUAUGUGAGCCCCGAGCUUCUCACACACAAGAACGCCUGUAAGGCUAGCGACCUGUGGGCUUUUGGCUGCAUUGUGUACCAGCUUUUGGCUGGUCGACCUCCUUUCAAGGGAGGCAGUGAGUAUCUCACAUUUCAGAAGAUUGUAAAUCUCGAAUACGAAUUCCCGCCUGGCUUUCCACCAGCAGCCAGAGACCUUGUAGAGCGGUGCUUGGUCCUCGAACCAGCCAGACGUCUCACGGUCGAGCACAUUAAGAACCACGAAUUCUUCGAUGGACAUCCAUUCGGAAAAGGACUCUGGAGGACCAAGGCACCCCGUCUCCGCCCAUAUAUACCACCCCCCCAAGAACCUCAAGUUAUUCAGCUCAACGGAUUUUCCACCUCGUCUAACAACAGGCCUCCACAGCAAUCCCAAGCCACUCCCUCCAAUGGGAAUAAUCGACCAUCGAGGAUAAUAACGGAACUUCCUCCCCCGACACAGCUCGACAUUGAAUGGUCGCCCGUUUUGACUAAGAAUAACGAGCGCAUUCUCAAGUUGGGCGAUCUCAUGGUGGUCUCGACGCCUUUACCUUCAAGUCCCCACGGAAAGGAACCAGGAGAAGGACAUAAGAAGUUGUCUCGUUUCUUUAUCGGCAGCACUACUAAGAAGCGUCAGCGCCUGGUAAUGAUCACAUCUAGCGGCCGAAUUGUCCUUGCUCCGGCUGGUGGAGAGGAGAAAAGAGCGAAGCAGGAGCUGUCUCUGCUUGGCUCAGAUUGCACCUGGAAGACCCAAGUAGACGCAAAGGGUCAAACGGUGUGGUGUGUCAACACAGGCGGCCACCACUACACAUUUGAAGAGGCCAAGUCCUCAUCCACACCCCAAGAAGGUGGCUCCGCUGCCGCCGACUGGGUUGAAUGUCUCGAGAGGGCAAGGGACAUGGCAUUAUCUCAGAACAUGACCACCUCUUAUGGUGGUGAUAGUGGAUUCGCCGACAUGUCGUCUCAAGUUUCAAGUCCAUCAAGUACGUUGGGGGGACCAGGCAACUACUCAGAUGGUUUCGGGCUUAGUGACCGACAGGGACGAAACCAUCUGAGUAAGAAUCAGGGGAACAAUGAAGAUCCCGCGCCAAAACGCAACCGAUUCAGCAAGAGACAAUCGAGGAACGGGCUAGGAUCUGCAUUCUAA
This is a messenger RNA of Fusarium musae, 2427 nucleotides long. RefSeq lists its product as uncharacterized. Gene Ontology annotation, molecular function: protein serine/threonine kinase activity; ATP binding. Bases 1 to 2427 code for a protein of 808 amino acids. The record is from RefSeq and is a predicted model, not a curated record. Lineage: Eukaryota; Fungi; Ascomycota; Sordariomycetes; Hypocreales; Nectriaceae. The transcript has 2 exons. Gene Ontology annotation, biological process: peptidyl-serine phosphorylation; intracellular signal transduction.